AUGUACUCCCGAUACAACAGGAGAGGACAUCUUGAAAAUGUUGUUGACAGUCAGCACUUGAAGCUGGAUGAUUUGAAAGAGGAAGCUCUGAAACUAAGGUUGGCAAACCAGUACCUUUACAAAGAAAACAUCCCGGCUUCCCCUCGACCAGAGUUUCAUGUGUCUAAUCUGAAACACGACACAAACCAAACUGGACUAAGAGGCAUCAAGACUGAUGAAGGCUUCAGGAACCCAGGUGAAGGCUCUCUGCUGUGGUGGAGUCUGGCUGUGGGACCUGAUGAGAUAGCGUCAGCUGAGAGGAGGCUCCUGGAGACGACCUUCCCGGACCGGACGGAGGAGCAGGUCCAGAAGCAGCAGAGCUUCCUGGAGAAGUUUACCACCUCCCCGGCCUUCGAGCAGACCUCCAGGCUGGGCUCGUACCGCUUCACCUUCCCCCUGGAGAAGGUGCUGAAGGCCUACAGACAGCAGUUUUGCAGCGGCGCUCAGCCCGUCAUGCGGGUGUACGAGACCGUCCUGUACAAACAGGAAGUGAUGUACGUUGUGCUGGUCCACAGCCCAGCCAAUCAGGAUCGGUUCUCUAAAUAUCCUUUGCUGACUGACGACCCAAACUCUGUCUGCACCUACAGAGACGGCUGCUUCAUCUGGAGGCCUGAGGCCAUGAGUGAGACACACAGUCAUGAACUGGUCGUGAGACGUGAUGAGAUGCAGAUGGGCGCGGUGCCAGUGACAUAUUUCCCUGAGUUUUAUGUUUGGGAUAAUGUUGCCGUCGCCCUGCAUGUGGAAGAACAGGUAACUUCCCUGAUCAUUCUUCUUCUCACCCUUUACUGACAGGCUGGAUUUUUCUGUCCAUAUUCUAAAGGUAACGGGUAGGGACGUCCUAAAUGGUCUGCAGGUUCUGGUUUCUGACUCAAGACACAUUUCAGUGCUCAGGUUGCUUCUGUUCUCAAGUGUUGCUGUGAGGUGAAAACUACAU
This is a messenger RNA of Micropterus dolomieu (smallmouth bass), 973 nucleotides long. RefSeq lists its product as uncharacterized. The transcript has 3 exons. NCBI's taxonomy places the organism in Eukaryota, Metazoa, Chordata, Actinopteri, Centrarchiformes, Centrarchidae. Bases 1 to 828 code for a protein of 275 amino acids. The record is from RefSeq and is a predicted model, not a curated record.